AUCCGGGUCGAUGGAGGUUAGGUUAGGGGUACGAGGGGGCUAGGGAAACGACGAUUACGACAAGUGGUAGAUAGACGGUCGCGUCAGCCUAGGAGCGCGACCAUUGUUUGUCAAUUUCGAGCGUUACGCGAAAAGCGGCAACCGUAUUAACGGUGGUACGCAGUAGGCCGGAAGGCCGUGCGAGGAAAUGAGCGAGAGGGCAGAAGGGGCAGGGACCAGCGUAUGGACACGCGAGAACGGUGCGCACGACGAGUCGAACGAAUCGGGUGCCUGGAGAAAGAAGGAAGUUUUGCUCCCGACGAGGAUGAUGAUUGCCGCGGAUCGGAUCGUUCGUCUGUUGCUCGUCGUGCUCUCGACCACGCUUCUCGGUGUCGGUUCGCGCUCGGAAAUUUCCUCUCGCGAUUGCGCGCAUUCCGCCGAGCGAUCCGCGACCUCGUCCUCGUCGUCGUCGUCGUCGUCGUCGUCGUCGUCGUCGUCGUCGUCCUCGUCCUCGACGACCACCACCACCACCACGACCACGACCACCACUACCACGACCAGUGGAACAAACGCCUCGAUUUCAACGGCGAACGGUAGCGUCGCGGCGACCACCGUUCUCGAAGAGUUCGAGAAUCGUUUGUCUCGUCUGGAGAGAAGACUCAGGGCCGUGGAGCAACCCGUUUGGCAGAUGAGCUCCGCCGAGGAGGAUGACUGGGAGAUUUGCGCGGAAGGUCCGUGUAGGUGUCAACCGGAGACGAAAUCGGUGUCUUGCUGGAGACAGGAUCUGUUAGACGUUCCCGCGGCGCAACUGGUACCUCGGGACGUGUUGAAACUAGAUCUGGGUGGCAAUCGGCUGACGGCGCUUCACAGGGAUACCUUUUUAGAUAUGACCCGGUUGAAUCAUCUAGAUCUCAGUGACAAUUCGAUCGAGCAUCUCCCCCUCAACCUGUUCUUCUCGUUGCACGCUGUCACGCGUAUCAGACUCAGCAAGAACAUGCUCAGAGAAUUGCAUCGAUCGCAAUUUUUCAGCACGCGAAACCUUCGUAUUCUGGACGCAUCCACCAACAGGUUGCGAACGCUACCGGAAACUCUUUUCCUGAGCACUACUUCGCUGAUAUUGCUCGAUCUCUCGUGCAAUCGAAUCGCGAGUUUCAUGCCGGGUACGUUUCGCGGAUUGUCCGGCCUGGAGGAGCUGUUGCUGGGUAAGAAUCGAUUGUCGAAUCUUCCGGUCGACCUGUUCGCCGAUUUGAAGAGUCUCAAUUAUCUCGGUCUGGAGGAGAAUCGGCUGAAGGAGUUACCGAACCAAUUGUUUCGAGCUCAAGCGUCGCUUCGCGAGUUGAACGCGAGGAGCAAUCAACUGACGGAGAUAUCCGCCGAAUUAUUAACCCCGUUGAAACGGCUGCGAUCUCUCGAGAUGUCCAACAACGAGAUAGCUAGAAUCGAUCCGUCGGCGUUUCGAGGUUUGGUCGCGUUGGAGGAACUUCAACUGGGUCACAAUCGUAUACGAAACUUAACGCCAGGACUGUUCUCGAGUUCCGGCAAAUUGGCGAGGUUGGUUCUCUACGCGAACGGCAUAGAGAGUUUGUCCCGCGGCGCGUUUCACGGCCUGUCCAACUUGACGUCCCUCUUUCUGCACUCGAAUCAUCUGAGAAUAAUGCACCCCGAGCUAUUCCAGGACACGCCGAAUCUGCGAAAGUUGCAGCUGGAAUCGAAUUAUCUGUCGUCGAUGCCGCCACGGAUAUUGGAUGCGGUGCAAUCCAUCGAGCAGCUUCGUCUCGCUAGAAACCCAUGGCACUGCGAUUGCGCCGCCUCUUAUCUGGCCAUGUGGUUGCAGAGAAUGUACCUAGCGCGGGUAAACGGCACGAAUUCGACCGAGGAUUUAGGCGUUUGGGAGUUUGGGGCCGGAGCGGUUUGCAGGGGCCCAGGUAUUCUCGGUGGCAAGCUGUUGCUUCGAUUGACGUUUCACGAACUCUGCGAAGGCCAGUGGGCCUCGAUGAGAGGCUUGGUUCCUCGACUGCCGGUCGACCUUGUGGCUGGCAUUGGCGGCGAUGACGCUAGCGGUGGCGCCAGUGGUGGCGUCGGUGGUGGCGCUGGUGGUGGCGGACGAAAAGCCACUUGGACCACGGAUAAUCCGGGACUCGCGUAACGAGUCGGUCUACGUUCUUCCU
Eufriesea mexicana is the source of this 2147-nucleotide messenger RNA. Its product is annotated as carboxypeptidase N subunit 2. Gene Ontology annotation, cellular component: plasma membrane. The transcript is spliced from 7 exons. The coding region runs from base 188 to 2125 and encodes 645 amino acids. NCBI's taxonomy places the organism in Eukaryota, Metazoa, Arthropoda, Insecta, Hymenoptera, Apidae. The record is from RefSeq and is a predicted model, not a curated record. Gene Ontology annotation, molecular function: protein binding.